Molecule: messenger RNA, 8202 nt
Organism: Misgurnus anguillicaudatus (oriental weatherfish)
Lineage: Eukaryota; Metazoa; Chordata; Actinopteri; Cypriniformes; Cobitidae
Gene: rai1
Product: retinoic acid induced 1
Biological process (GO): circadian regulation of gene expression; regulation of transcription by RNA polymerase II
Cellular component (GO): nucleus
Source: RefSeq, a predicted model, not a curated record
AAACCAGCAUAAGCUGGUAGCUGGUUUUAGCUGGUUUAAGGUGGUUUACGCUGGUCCUCCCAGCCUGACAAAGCUGGUCAUGCUGGUGGGCCAGCUAAUAUUCCAGCAUGACCAGCUAAGUCCAGCUAGACCAGCUUAAAAUGUGACCAAAACACACCUAGACCAGCUUGCUACACCAGCAAAACCAGCUUCCUACACCAGCAAAAUCAGCUAAAACCAAGCUGGGGACCAGCUAAAACCAGCUCACCAGCUUAUGCUGGUUUUAGCUGGAUUUUUCAGUAGGGUGCUUUGCAUCACAAACAUAUAAGAUAAAUAAAAUUAUGUUUAAGAUAUGUUAUGACAUAACUGCGACUGAUCUCUUGCGGUAUUAAUGUUGUAUUGUAACAUCUUUCUGCCCGUUGAUGCGUUUUUACUAUUGCGCAAUAUAUACCAUCAUACAGCAAGCAUAACCUGGCGCUAUAUUGUAUACUGUCAGUCAGUAAUCUGAAUGUGUGUGUGUUGCGAUAGUCUGAUGCAAUCCCCUGAAACUGUCACCCACCUGAGGGUCAGUCAGAGAACAACCAGCGCCUCUUUCAGGAAUAGAAAGCGAUGGAAGGAAAUUAGAUAGAGGCACGGAAAGAAUAGAUGGAGAGAAAGACAGACGGAUAUUAGAAGAAGAGGAAAGACGGCACCCCUCCCCCUUUCUGCUGAUUUCUAGGUGCGAGAGUCUUGAGCAACAAUCUGGCACGGCUCACAACAGAUCCAUAAGGUCAGGACGGGCCGGAGCUCGCCGGGGAGGAGGAAGAGAGAGCGAUGGAGGAAUUAUUUAUCUCCAGAUGCUGCUGUCUCCGCAGCGCUGGCCUCAGCAGUCUUGCUCGGAAGAGGAGAGAACAGGAAACGAUCGGAUAAAAGAAAGAAAUAAACGACUAAUCUGACGAGUCAUGCAGUCCUUUAGAGAGCGGAGUGGUUUCCAUGGCAACCAGCACUGCUACCAGCAGGAACCCCAAGAAUUAUCACGCCUUGAGAGUUAUAGACAUCAUCAUAGCCAGUCCAGACAGAGCUAUGAGGCGCACGCUCUAGCUCCUGCAGGGAUGUCUACAGCGGGAGCAGGUUCAAAAGACCUAUGUUAUGGACAGCAAACCUAUCCCAUCUACACCAGCACCAGUGUUACUCAGACUAAAAAAACUUAUAGAGGAGCCAAAACUCCAAACCAGCACCUGCAAGCUGGCUACACCAAUCACUUGGGACCUGGAUACACAGCCCAGUAUAUGAGCGAAGGUCACUUGCAGCAAAAAUGGGAUGAGUCAGCUCAGAUGACCCAGUUUGAGCAGGACAUGGUGGGGCGACUGGAGUCUGGGCUCAGUGGGUCAUCGCAGUACCUAGAGCAGAACAUGCUGGCUAUUUCUCAAAGCCAGUGUCAUCUCCCCACACAGUCUUCUGCCCCUGUCUAUACAAGCUCACAUCAACAGGGCCUUCCAUCCAAUCCUUCACAGACUCCUUUAAUGUAUCCACAAGGCCAUCUUCAUUUUCCUCAGCACUCACAACCACCUUCUUCCUCUUCUUCAUCUUACAUAGAAAAAUGUAAUCUAAUGCCGCAUGGCUACAAAGGCUAUGGUAUAACACCUAAUUCCCAGUAUGGAAGACAACUCAGCAAUCAAAGCAAUCUAAAGCAGAGUGGAUAUAGACCUCAAAACAAUUAUGGUUACCAGCAGACUCCCCCAAGAUCUGGAUUUGAACAAGGCUCCCUGCAAGGGAUGUCUGGAUCACAAGAGAACCUACAGAAAUUCCAGCACUUUAAUCAGCCACAGCAAAACUACUGUUUAACAGAUAUUUCUGUAAGGUCUCCAGAACAAUACUACCAGACCUGCAGCCCAAGUUCUAGUCACUCUCCUGCGAGGUCUGUGGGAAGAUCUCCCUCAUACAAUUCCACACCAUCACCCUUAAUGCAGAAUCCUGAUUCAUUCCAGUAUGGCCAACCUCCCAUUAAUUCAGGCGCGUCCUCAUCCACAGGUCUGCAAGAACAAAACAUGCUGAUGCCCCCUCAUACCCAUCCAUCCCCCAGUGUUAACCACCAGUCCCAGACUUAUUCUGGAUCCAUGAAAGAACGGUUUUCAGAAAAGCUUCUUUCCAACCCAAGUUUGUGGAGCCUCAAUGCCCUGACAUCUCAGGUUGAGAACAUCUCCAACAACGUCCAGCAGCUGCUUCUCUCUGAGGCCCUUAUGGCCAACAAAAAGACAAGCAAACGAAACCAUCCUAAAAAGGCAGAAGACUAUAGAGGCCAAUUAAAGGGUAUGGAAGAUUCACCUUGUCCUGAAAACCAGCAUGGUCCUCCUCCAGCUGAGGCUUACAGCAUUACUAGGUCCAUGACAGCAGAAUUACAGGAAGGUGGAUACUCCAGCAACACUGAGGAGCAGAUGGACAAAAGUUAUUACUAUUUUGGUCAGGACAAAGGUCAAGCACACACCCAGACACACUCACGACUUAGCCUUGACACAGUGUCCACCUGCUCCUUAAACUCAGCUGAUGAUAUAUCUGUCAGGUCUGGUGACUCAGUACGAAGUCUCCAUAGUGUAGCCUCUGAGGAUAAUUUCACAUGUGACCCCAGAUUACAAAGAGUACUGACUGAAGAGGAGCCCAACAACUCUCUUAGGAACAUUAGAGAUGAGAGGUCUCCCAUCUCUGUAACAGCUCCAAGUCCUAUGAAACAGGAGAGUAAUUCACCACAAGAAAUAAAGUGUUCAGAAAGCACUCUAAAGGAGAAUUUUGAGGAGUCAGCAUGGACUGAAAGGAUGGUUGAUGAGGAGGAAAUUAGACAAAGAAAGCUGCAUGUAGAGCAUGAGUGCAAAGGAGAGGUUAAUGAGAAGCCAGAUAAAUGGCUAGACGAUGAAAAAAGUCCUUCUCUUUUUCAUAAAAUAAAUAAAGCAGUAUUAGAAGAAGGUUACUCAUAUGAAACAGAAAUAAAUGUUUACCAAGGGUUGCAAAACAAAUCUGAUUCUGAUAAAGGUGACUCAGCAGACAUGGAUUAUUUUUCAGACCUUAAACACAAUGGAAAUAAAGGAACAGAAAUAAAGUCUGAAAAUUUCAAAUCAGAACCACAGCCCAAUGUUGAACCUCCCGAAAAAACAUAUACAGGCAGUUCAGACAAUGAUCUGAAUUUGUCAAAGAAAGAGGAAAACUCAAAGAUGCAAAAUUCAGUUGAGAGCCUGACACGCACUGAUGGCCCAAUGGACACCCUUGAGGAUCAGCCGUCUGUCUUUCUCCAUAAUUCCUCUGAGGUAAGAGAUGAAAAGGAAAGCCUGACAUAUUCUGGGAAGGUCUCAAAUAAUACAGCAAAACCACAAGAAUCGUUUGCAGAAGUCUGCAGUACAUUUAAAGAGAUAGGUAAUGUGCCUCAAGUGAACACAGAAACUGCACAAAUGUUUGCCCUAGACCCAUCACACAGAGGCAGUGAAAGGAGGUCAGAUAUAUGUGACAUUGCACCUCAGUUUCACACUGCCAAGAGUGGCUUCUCAGCUCUCAAUGAGAAAACAACACCUCUGGCUCAGGCUAGGGAUCAUCACAUCGAUCGCGGUGAUGCAAAGGUACUGGAGCCUGAUUCUCCUCAGUUGCCAGGCAAGUCAAUACUGCAUUCUGCACCAUCUUGGGCUGACACCCCACCCUCCCCAAAGAAAGGAGAUGAAGAUAUGGAACCAGGUAUAAGCUGUCCGAGUGCAGUGACUCCAUCUGUCAAACUAGAGCCUUUGGCCUCUUCUGCACAUACAAGAACGUUUGGUAAGAAACAUGCACGGGGCAGGAGGAGACUAAUGCAUUCGAGUGUAGGUAUCAGAAGGCAACUAAGUGUAGAUGGAGACAGUGCUCCACCUUGUGCCCAAAAUCCCAAUAUGACCUCCAGCAAAAGCGCCCUUUUUCCUGAUCAGAUGGAGACUGCUUAUCAGGAUAUUAGCAGUCAAACACCAAAACUUGUGACAGAUGGUUUGCCAUCACGGAUGUGCACUCGCUCAUAUGGUUCACAAAGUAGCCCAAAGGUUUUCCCCCAAGAGAGAAGAAAACCAGGCCCAAAGCCUGGUUCAAAGCCUGGUCCAAAGCUAGGUUCAAAACUAGACUUAAAGACAGGUCCCAAACCUGGUACAAAGCCUGGCUUAAAACCAGGUCCAAAAUCAGGUCCAAAACCUGGACCAAAGGCUGGUCCAAAAUCUAGUCCGAAACCUGUUUCUAAACCAGGCUCAAGGCCUGAAUUAACAUCUGGUGUAAAGCCUGGUCCCAAACUAGGUUCAAAAUCUACAGGGUCCAUAGAAGAUACAAUACCUGGUCCAAAGACUGUUCAAAAGCCUGGCCCUAAAUCUAGUCCAAAGCCUGGUUCUAAACUUGCUUCAAAGCCUGGGGCUUUACUAGGAGAAAAACCUGUAUCAAAACCAAGUCAAACCAAUACAGAGUUGAAGCUAACCGAUGGAUCAAUGCCUAAAGGCCAUGGUCGACCAAGAGGCCUCACUUCAAAGAUCAAUUCAGUGAAACAAGAUAAAAAUUUUCAAAUUAUAACAGACCAAACCAAGGACACAAUAUAUAUAAAUGAACUUAUUCAGCAAAAUGUGAGCACUGUAUCAUCUUUGAACACAGUUGUUGUGGGCACCUCUACAAAUGAAACUGUGAGUUCCACUUUAGAACCUACUCUAGAUAGCAAAUCUUCAGUAAAAGAUCAAAAGUCCAUGGUGCUGAGAUCGCGGAAACAAACAAAAGAAAAACUGACUGAAGAGAAAGAACUAGAUAAUAAUGAAUCAGCUGAUAUAAGUUCAGCAAAGCUCAUAGAUACAAAAAUUCAGGAUGUUACUGUGGAUCAGCCAUGUGCGACUGAAACUUCUAGUCAUGAAUUACCAAAUCGGGUAGACAUCCCUACAGAAACACUGCAACAUUCUUCUGAAGAGAAAACUUCUAUCAAAAGAAAAUUCACAGACCCAAAAAAGAGAAAGAAGGGUUUGAAAGCAAAUCAAACAAAAACACAGGGGCCUCCUAUAGAAACAGUCAUAGGAGACUGCACUCCAAGGGAAAAGCUAAAGAGAGGCCAAAAUAUGCAAGCAGAAUCUGUAUUCAGCACUGUGACAACAGAUAACCUUCCCACUGAUGAAAUCAGUGACAUGCCUUCUGUACCUUCCCAAUGUCCUACUAAAACUAAAUAUUUGCCCCCUCGAAAAGGCAGGGGCCUUAAAUAUGAAGCAAUGGUUCAAAAAAUCACAUCCCCAGGGUCUAAAAAGCAACCUCUAAAUAUCCAACCAGAUAUUUUGGCAGAAGAAUCAACAUCAAAACCAGUACCACAGGUACCAGAGCAAAGAGAGACAGUAAAGGCCCCUGAGGUAGCUCACGAGGAAAGCGAGAGCACAAUGACCACACAAGACACCGAAAACAUAACAGGAAUUCAGACUCCAAGGAAGAAAAGGAGAAAGUGGGCCACUGUUGAGAGCAGUGAUACACCAAAUGUAGGCCUGGAGGCUGGAAGCCUCGUUAUCAACACACCAAGGCUAGCCAAACAGAGAGCCAUUAAAAACAACCAUGAGAUGCAUAUGAAACAACGAAAGAAGAAAAGAAAAAGUACUGAACCACCAGAUACCAUACCUGUUGAGGAGCCAAAGGAGCCUGUCGAAACUGAUAUUCUGCCCCCACCUGCAUCCUCCUCCUCUUUUCCAGACACAGUUGAACAAACACGGUAUGAGACACCACCAACAGAAUUAUGUCCACCAGUCAUAAAACCCAAAAGAGGCAGGCGGCCAUCAUUCAAAAAGAAACAAGAGGAAGGUAACACAGGAGAUGACAAAGUAAAAGAGAAAAAAAAGUCUGUAACCAACACAAAGAAUCGAAAGAGACUUAAUGUCAUCAGAGUCAUAGUGAAAAGACCCAAGCUGAAGACAAAAUGCAGUGAGGAUCUCUCUCCAACAGUGAAGGGGACAUUAUCAGACAUGCAUCCAACGAAUAGUGAUGGCAAAUCAUCUUUUAGACCAUACGUACACAUUGACAGCUGUCUGGAUCUAACAUCUCUUUGUACAAUCGUCAACAGGCCUGAGGAAGACCAGCUGCUCACCCAGGCAAGAACAAAAAGUGCAGCUAAAACAAAAAGUCAAGUCACAGUUACCAGGACAAUAUCAAACUCCUCAGUAAUGCUCCAGGGGCCAUUAGUUAGCAAAAGUCUAACUGACAGGUGUCUUACAUGCUGCCUGUGCAGAAAGCCAGCAAAUUAUAGAGAGCUUGGGGAUUUGUGUGGCCCUUAUUAUCCUGAGGACAGUAUACCACGAAAAAUGCUGUCUUUAACAUACAGGGACGAUUUCAGGCAAAGCAGCGACAGUGCACACAAGACAAAGGUCAGCUGUAGUACAGACCACAUCAACUCACAGAGUGCCUGUGAAAAGAAUGCACAUAUGGAGGGGACGAAAGAAAAAAGUUGUGGGCAUUCCAGAAGGGGGAAAAGGGCAAUAAGGGAACAGUUAAGAACCCGCCCAAGUUUGCGGAUGAGGUUCAAAAAACUGCUUCUGUUGCAGAGCAGACUUACUGGGGCUGCACCCCCUGCUGGUGAGGAGGGUAGUGAAACUACGCUGCACAGGUUACAGAUGGAGGCAGAAUCUAAGGAGCACUGGGCUCAUGAAACUUGUACAGUCUGGACCAGAGGCGUAGUUUUGGUAGCAGGCAAACUCUAUGGGCUGAAGGAAGCCGCUCAGAGUGCAGCACACACGAAAUGCUCUCGGUGCCAGUUUGAGGGAGCUUCCAUCUGCUGCAGCUGGAAAAGCUGUACUCAGAGGUACCAUUAUGUCUGCGCCAAAGAGACGGGCUGCACAUUUGAAGAGGAGACUUUCUCUAUUAGAUGCCCAAAACACAAGGCAAUUGACACAUAGACACAUGAGGACAAAUGAAUGUCACACACAGUGCGCAACAAAGGACAUGCGUCUGUCUGUGUGCUGCAGACACCCAAGAUGGACAGAAAAACUGGAGCUUCAUUUGAAGCACAAAGAUACUGUAGCAAUACUGACCCAGGAUCAGAUAAUCUCCGAAAGCAUCCGGACCGCUCUAAACACAUCAUUCAUGGUCAAAAGCUGAAAAAGGGAAAGACGCUUUUGUUACGGAUCAAAAUGUGCCAUUCUUCCGUUUUUAUUUCCAUGUUCUGGAAGGGAUGUUAUCAGUCGAGGACACCUGGUGGCAGAUUUGGCCGGCAGCCCUGAGCUCUGGCUGGCACAGUCGUAUUCCCGCUGUUAAAGGGAAUUGAAAUUUGAAGAUGUCAUGCAUCAUGCACUCACUGGAUGUAUUUCAAUGGACACCUAUAUGUUAUUGAAACUGUACAUGGUGUGCUUUACAGGUCUAAAUAUUCUGAUCUCAUAUAAAUGCAUUAUUUUAAUAUACUGCUACUCCAAGGUGUAGGCUUAUUUUCACGUGCAUUCGAAGACUAAACUACACUACUGAGAUAUCGACAGUGUAUACAGAUGAAAAAAUAUCCUGUGUUCAUAUGUGUAUGAGCUCUUCAGCAUUUAUUAAAGGGAUAGUACACCUGAAAAUGAUUUCUUUUUCUUAUUGUUUUUACCAUCAUGUCAUUCCUGACUUAUGAAACAUAAAAAAUAUCUCAACUUAACAGAUACAGUCUAAAUUGAAAAGUGUUAUAGUGCACCAGAUGAGAAGAUUUCGGCCUGAUGCUCACAAAAAGCUGUGAUACAUUAUGCUAUAAAAGAUUUGAAACAGCAACAUUUUUUCAGGUUAACAGCCCUUCAGUCUGCAUUAACUUGAAUUGUUUAAGAAAAAGACAUUCAGAUAAAACAUUCAAAAUAAUAUGAAUCAGGAAUGAUAUGAGGGUGAAUAAACGAUGAUAUGAAAACCUCCGUUGGGCGAGAUAUGCAUAUCAUGGACAGACCAAUUUCACAAUUCUGUUCAUGUAAAUGGUAAAGUGAUGCAGAAGAAAACAAACAAGACUUAAAAUGAAAAGUCAUAGUCAUUUAAUCAGAGAUGUAUAUGUGACUAACAUAUUAUAAGCCGUCAUUUCAUUGCAGUAUUAAAGAUAAGACCAUAGAUGACAAAACCAUCCACGUAAUUCUUUGAUUUCUAAAUCUUAAGUAAUUGUGUAUAUAAGUAUUUGCUGCUGUUUAAAUGUAAGAUGUGAUGUACUAUUAUAAUUGUGUAUAGUAUUUCUUAGAGAUGUUUAUUUUCUAUAAAAACAAAUAUGUUAUUGCUUACAAAAGUUAUUAAAACGAUUCAUUAAAA